Molecule: messenger RNA, 948 nt
Organism: Mucor mucedo
Lineage: Eukaryota; Fungi; Mucoromycota; Mucoromycetes; Mucorales; Mucoraceae
Product: guanine nucleotide-binding protein subunit beta-2-like 1
Exons: 5
Coding region: 1-948 (315 amino acids)
Biological process (GO): positive regulation of protein phosphorylation; rescue of stalled cytosolic ribosome
Cellular component (GO): nucleus; cytosol
Molecular function (GO): translation regulator activity; protein kinase C binding; ribosome binding
Source: RefSeq, a predicted model, not a curated record
AUGAGCAACUUUUCUUUCCGUGGUAUUCUUGAAGGACAUACUGGCUGGGUUACUGCCAUCGUUACUUCUUCCGAAGUUCCUGACAUGGUCAUUUCUGCCUCUCGUGAUAAGUCUAUCAUUGUUUGGAAUAUUACAAGGGAUGAAAUUAACUACGGUGUUCCUCGUAAAAGCUUAAUUGGUCACAACCAUAUUGUUUCUGAUUUGGCAGUUUCGUCCGAUGGACAAUUUGCUUUAUCCGCUUCAUGGGAUCAUACUUUACGUCUUUGGGAUUUAUCAACUGGUAAGACUACACGUCGUUUCGUGGGUCAUACAAAGGAUGUUUUGUCCGUUGCUUUUUCUGCUGACAACCGUCAAAUUGUUUCUGGUUCGCGUGAUAAGACCAUCAAGUUAUGGAACACACUUGGUGAAUGUAAAUACGAUAUCACUCAGGAUAACCAUUCCGAUUGGGUUUCAUGUGUUCGUUUCUCUCCUAAUCCUGCUGAUCCUUUGAUCGUUUCUGCUGGCUGGGAUAAACUUGUCAAGGUUUGGGAUUUAGCAAAGAUGAAGUUACGCACUAAUUUCAUUGGUCACAAUGGUUAUGUGAAUACCGUCACCAUUUCUCCUGAUGGCUCUCUUUGUGCUUCUGCUGGUAAGGACGGUCAAGUCAUGUUAUGGGAUUUGAACGAAGCCAAGCAUCUUUACUCUCUUGAUGCUGGUAAGGAAGUACAUGCCUUAACUUUCUCUCCUAAUCGCUACUGGCUUUGUGCUGCUGUCGGUUCUUCCGUCAAAAUUUGGGAUCUUGAAAACAAAACUCUUUUGGAUGUUCUUACACCUGAAUUCGUCAAGCUCUCUCAAAAGCAAGUCGAUCCUGACUGUCUUUCUCUUGCUUGGUCUGCUGAUGGUACCACUCUUUACUCUGGCCAUUCUGAUCAUCUUAUCCGUAUCUGGCAAAUUGUUCGUACUUUGUAA